Molecule: messenger RNA, 1087 nt
Organism: Capsella rubella
Lineage: Eukaryota; Viridiplantae; Streptophyta; Magnoliopsida; Brassicales; Brassicaceae
Product: troponin T, skeletal muscle
Exons: 2
Coding region: 329-1009 (226 amino acids)
Source: RefSeq, a predicted model, not a curated record
CUUGCCUCUUAAUUUAUUCCCUUCCAACACCAAUCUUGAUUUCACUUUUUUUAACUGUAGUGUGUUACACAUGUGAGUGAGUGAGUGAGUGAAAAAACAAAGCUAGAGAUAUUACUGUUUUGAGAUGCUCUUUUAUAGAAGGGCCAUAUAUAAAGGGUAAGAGUAGUACUAGUGGGAGCUUCCUCAUUCACAAUAAUGAUCACUCUUCAUUGAAUGAAGGAGAGAGCCUCUCUACAUCAUAAAUAACAUAGAGAAAAGAGAGUGAGAGUCUCUUUCAUUAAAGUAUUCUUAUCGCAUGUCAUAAGAAGAAAACGAAAGAAGAAGAGACAUGGGUGGAUGCACAAGCAAGCAAGUGAGAAGAAGAAGUAUGAGAAGUACUAUGAAGGAGGCAUCAAAAGAGAAAAGCAGAGGAAGAAGAGCCAUGAUUAAAGAGAGAGAAGAGAGAGAGAAGUUGUUGUUUGCUCAGCUUAAAGAAGCGGAGAGAGAGUGGAGGAAAGAGAGGAAGAAGCUGAGAGAUGAAGUGAGGAGACUAAGGAAGAAGCUUGAAGAGAGAGAGGAAGCAAAGACAACAACAACAGAGGAAAGAGAGUACUGGAAAUGGGUAGUUGAGGAGAUGUGUGUAGAGAGAGCAGUGAGAGAUGAAGCCGUUGAGAAAUGGAAACAACUCUAUUUAGCUAUCAAGAAUGAGCUUGAUCAUCUCAUCAUCCACACUACUUCUUCCUCUGGAGAAGCAAUCAUGCAAAUGAAGCUUGAGGAACAAGAAGAAGAAGAAACAGAAGCAAAGACAGUUGAAGAACUGAGAAGUGAAGUAAGAGUUAAAGAAGAGACAAUUGAGACACUAAACGAAAAAAUAAGUUUGAUGGAUAGACAAAAGUAUGAGAAAGAAAGAGAGAUUGACUUAUUGAGACAGAGUUUAAGGAUUCUUGGAAGCAUAAAGAAGAAGAAGACAGGAUCGUUAGCAUCCAUGAAUCAUCUGAUAUUGAAAACCAAAUGUGUCGAAUGUACAUAAUAGUCAAAUUAGUCUUCUGCAACAGUCAUAUCACUGCUCGUCAGAGAAUCUUGAUCCAUACAAUGUUUAUUUUAUCUU